Molecule: messenger RNA, 349 nt
Organism: Brassica oleracea var. oleracea
Lineage: Eukaryota; Viridiplantae; Streptophyta; Magnoliopsida; Brassicales; Brassicaceae
Exons: 1
Molecular function (GO): RNA-DNA hybrid ribonuclease activity; nucleic acid binding
Source: RefSeq, a predicted model, not a curated record
AUGAAUCUUCGUAGAAGUUUGUCACCCUUGCAUGCUGAGUUUGAAGCACUAAUCUGGGCAAUGGAAUGCAUGAACACCCUCCAAUUUUCUGAUGUAGUGUUUGCAACGGAUUGUUCUCAGCUGGUGAAGAUGGUGUCGACACCUGAUGAAUGGCCUGCUUUCUCUACACAUAUAGAAGAAUUCAAUCGCAGUAAGACUUUCUUCCCUCACUUCCGGAUCAGACAUAUCCUUAGAGCAAAAAAUACAUUGGCGGACAAGCUUGCACGCGGUGCGAGGAGUUCUCCUUCAGCUUUGCUUUAUGUCGAUUCAAUCCCACCGGUUUGGUUUGCUAGACCGGUUGGAGUUUCUA